AUGCAAACAAUAUCACUUUCUAGUGCUUGUGCUGAUGAGUCUACUGAUGAAGACGAACAGACUUCGCAAGUUCGUUUAUCAAUUAAAGGACAAAAACAACUUGUUGAUAAACGUGUUAAACGGAGAACUACUUUUAAGCGAAUACAACGUUCAGCUAAAAUGGAAAUAAUUAAAUAUUCAUUUAAGAUAGUACUGUCAGAUGUGGCUGAAGGUAGUAUUGACAUUGAUUCAGGUGUUCGUGAAGUUAAUGUUUAUGUUGAUCAAGGUGCUCAUGAAAUUCAUGCUAAUGCUAAUCAAAGUGUAAAUUCACGACGACCAUGUCAUUUUAUAAUACCUCGCAAUUGGACUAGUCGAAAAGUGUGA
This is a messenger RNA of Rotaria sordida, 363 nucleotides long. NCBI's taxonomy places the organism in Eukaryota, Metazoa, Rotifera, Eurotatoria, Philodinida, Philodinidae. The record is from the annotation of a GenBank genome assembly.